CGUCUCUCACUCAUCAUUUAUAUAAACAUCAAUCUGCAGCCUACACAUAGACCAUAUACAGGGUUAAUUUAAAAAUCAAAUGGGAAGCUGUAUCUCCUUCUCCUCGUCGUCGGGAACUCGUCGUCGCAGCUCCGCCGCCGCCGACGUGAUUCUGUCCAACGGUGAACUCCGCCAGUUCUUUGUUCCCGUGAAGGCCUCCCAAGUACUACUAAUGUUCUCCGGCUCCGCGGCGGCGUCUUUCUUCCUGUGCAACUCCGACCGCCUCUAUUUCGACGAGCACAUACCCGCGAUGGAUGCGGAGGAGGAGCUGGAGGCUGGUCAGAUCUACUUCGUCCUCCCCGCCGGCAAGCUCCAACACCGCCUCGCCGCAUCCGACAUGGCCGCUCUCGCAGUCACCGCCAGCGCCGCCCUCAAGAGCACCCGGAUUCGCGCUAAAACCAGCAGAAUUUCGCCCUUAACCGGCGGCGGCAGCGAAUCUACGACAGUCGUUACUAGCAGCAGUACUACUGGCGGCAGCAGCACUAGUAAUAAUAGUUCUUCAUCGGCGGCGAUAACGAAGCUGCAAAGGUAUUCGUCGUCGUCUCGGCGGGUAAAAAUGGCGGGAAUUCGAACCUUCAGGCACAGACUGGUGACCAUUAACGAGGGAUCGGUUCUGGGUCGUCGUCCUCAUUGAUAUGUAUGUAUAUAGAUCCAUAUAUCUUGCCCGGCCUAGCCUGCACUUUCAUCUAUCCAUAUCAGUUAUUCAUCCAUUCUUGAUGGGCCCGGGAAUUAGCCUUGUUAGAAGACAAGAGUACGUGGACCGCGCGCCCGCCCACUGGCACAGUGUAGACGGCGAUUAAACCGCAUCUGGCGCCCCUUUUUGGCGCCGACCAAAACUAGGCCAAUCAUGUGUGUGCUAAGCUAGCUCCUAUAUUU
Messenger RNA from Cuscuta campestris, 915 nucleotides. Lineage: Eukaryota; Viridiplantae; Streptophyta; Magnoliopsida; Solanales; Convolvulaceae. The record is from the annotation of a GenBank genome assembly.